This is a messenger RNA of Amoebophrya sp. A120, 5930 nucleotides long. NCBI's taxonomy places the organism in Eukaryota, Dinophyceae, Syndiniales, Amoebophryaceae. The record is from the annotation of a GenBank genome assembly.
CGCGACACGACGAUACUCUUAGACAGCACGAAGAAGCUAAAAGUAAGACAAAGACAUACCCAUACUCAUUUCAUCAAAUUGAGGGUUGUAUCUUCUAGUAAGUCGUAAGUAAAAAGUUGGAUCCAGGCUACUUCGUUUUCUAUUUUGUUUUUCUUAUUCUUUUUUCCGCGACUCGACCACGACAAUUUAAGAAAAUUCAUGUCAACAUCAUGACCAGGGAGCGUAGAUGGAAGAAUGCGAGAUUCAAUCUAGCGGAGCACCUGCUCCUCCCGUCCAAACUAUGUUGCUAGAGGCCAAAGGUGACGGAGAGAACGGAGAGCAGGCAGCAAAUCCACUUCUUGGGCACCAGCCUUCAUCUACGUCAUCAUGCCGAAAGCAAUCGGGCUGCAGCGACAGCAGUCAGUAUGCCCCGAUCGCCACACUGAUUCAGAGGAGUCAGCAGCGGCAGAAGCAAUUUCGCUGCGUCCUCGAGGAGGUCGGGCACCUGCACAUUAUCCCGUUUCUGCGACCCGUGGAGGUGCGUGCAGUGAUUUGCACUGUUCCCCUGGCGCCGGAAGUGAAGCACUUUCACUACAGAAACUUGAUCGACCGCUUCGACACGAAGGAGCGCACCCGCUGGCUCGUACGGGCAGACAGGAAAAAGCAGAAGCUCGGAGGUCAGCACCCGCAGGCGGAAACCUUCGGAAACGAUCAGGUGGAUGCCUACCAGUACCAAAACAAGCGGCGGAGCGACCUUUUACCGCAGAACGAUGCAAUCCAGCUUGAGACAAGCGGGAAGAAGAAGAAAAAGAAAAAGAAGACCUCCGCGAAGGAUGAAAACGUUGAUGAUGACGUGGAUGAUUCCAAGUCGCGCUUGGGUAACUCUUUCGUCGACUACUACACCCUUUGGAAGUACAGCUGUGAAGUCUGCGGCACACUGACAAAGAGCGAGGUGGCAACUUUCGAUCGUGGGACGCUACGCGUUUGCCCUGAAUGCGCCGGCCGAUACGUCAAACGAACGGAAGUGCGCCGGAAACUCGAGGGGGAGUUGCAGUUGCCUUUGUUCGUCGGUCAUGAUGUUAAUCUUGGAGCUGUGCGAGAAGCCUCUUCGCAGGUAGACGCUGCUUGGAACAUCCCGAACGACGGCGACAACUACAACACAGCCGGGUUGCAAGAAGAUGUUGUGGAUCAUGAAGACAUCCUGUGGAGCAGCGCAAAGAACGGAAAGAAUCGGAGCAGUACUAGAACAGACGCCGGUCUAUUGAUGGCGCUAUGGCGCAUCAUUUUCUUGUCCACAGAAGCCGACUCAUCCGGCACGUCCUCGGAUCGUCGUGUAGGAGCAGCGAGGCAAAAUGAUGAUCCUUCCGCAGAUAAGUUGCCAAUUGUCGUUCUGUCAAAAGUGGCUGCCAAGAUCGAACUGGAACGAAAGGAGUGCGUUCUGCCAGCGGACAUUCUUUCCUUGUGCGACCUUCUGUACCAACCGGAUGACCGGCGCACCCGAAUAGACAUUGAUCACUCGUCGUCGCAGAUGCUGAGCAGUAGAAAAUUGCGGAUGGCAGCUGGUGGACAAGAGACAGAUGUGGAUGCCGAGGACGUAGACUUAUCACCGGGCGGGAUUUCAAAUGCGGGCAGUAGCUGCAGCACGUUCCCCGCUCGACUGGAGGAAGCGACGCAGCGUGACUAUGCCGGCCUGUUGGUGGACAAAAGCCACUGGCAGCGGCUCGAGGCAGCACUUGACCAAAGGGGAAAGCAGCUCUUUGACACGGUCUUCAAGCGACCAGACAUAGUCGUCCCGGUUCUUGCGGAGCGAUGUCUGCGCCGCAUGCCGUUUGUGAACCAACUCGGUCAACAACGUCGAGGACAUAGCAAUGCUGGCACCACGACCAAUCCACACACGCAGCAAAUUUGGGAGUUCUGGCAGGACAUCUUAGUGGAGCAACUGGAUCGGCACUCCCUGAAGCAGGCCAAGCCAGCUUAUCACAACAUCUGCCGACUGUCCGUGGUCGAACAGGUGCAGGAGUUUUUCGCAUCUGCCAUCCAGCGCGCAACUCCGGACGGACUCAGCGCGCAAAGAAGAAUGCGCAGAAAGACGCCAACAGACGCGCUGCUCGACGAGAAUGCCGCGCUGGAAAGCGAGGCCGCGCAGUUGGAGCUUCUUCUGAACGACGAAGUAGAAUCUAAUUCAGAGAACAACGACAACAGUUCCUUUGCGACCUACCACUUUCUGCAGAGCCUAGCAGAUCUGGUGCGGCAGUGGGCGACGUUGCUGUUGUUUAUCAGUGAUGUAGAGGACGUCGCGGCGCACUGCCCCCCACGCAUCGAAAACGUGAUUGCCCGCUCCCAAGCGCUCCUGAAGAAAGCCGACCAGGACCACCUGCAGGCCAUCCCCUUCCCCGGCUUCUGCUACAAGACGAAGAAGAAGCGUGCCAAUGAGAACUACGAAGAUCUGGAGGACCGGUUGCGGCAGCUGGCGCUGAGUCCGUCGUUUCGCUGGGACCUGGUACUCCCUAGUGCGGAGGUCCUCGGCGACGAGAGAACAAACAUGCUCGUGCAGGACCUGGACGAGCAGGAGCAGGAUGUGCGGAAGAGUUUCAGCACGACAAGUGGCAACAAGAAGGACUACAUGAAGCAGCACGUGAUUCAUACGUUGGCGCUGCUGUUCCGGGGGACGCCGCUGCUCUCGUGUCCUGGCCGUGGGACCGUGGCACACACCCUGAAAACCAUCGACGUUCCUCCGCUCGGCGUGUACGACCCCAACCUCGUGACCUCCUCCACCGACCACGAGGCGAUGCGGGUAGCGCGGUAUGCGAAGAUGUUCGCAGGCAACAAAGCGCUGCAAGCUCUGAUGGCGCAGAAUUGCGUGCUGUACACAACAUCGUCAGGCGGAGGAACAACGACGUUGUCCUCUUCUUCACAGUAUCACCAGCACCGCACCCCCGCAAUGAAGAUUGGGGGCAUGACCGUCGUGAACAAUCUUGGCGAACAAGAGGACCAGCGCAUGACGUGCACAGUCGGAGGAGCGACAUCUGUUUUUCCGGUCGGUAGUAGUACCAAUGCAAGUUUCGUCGACCUGGAAAAAAUCCGUACGAACGCGCUGAGAAAAAAUCGGCUAGCGCUGUUUGUGGCGCGUCUAUUUUGGCACGAGUUUGAAAUGCAGAAACUGCUCGAGAAACGACGGCGCACCGUGUUCCUGCACGUGGACUACCAACUGAUUACUACAGCCGAUGGCGUCGGCGCAGCAUCGCUUUUCGACGGCAACAAUCAGAGUGCGAUCGGGCGCAUGGGAAAAAGAAAAAAGGGACCCUAUGACUCUUCAGACGAAGAAGAUGGAGACGGUGACCACUUCAACUCGUCCGGCAGGAAGGGGGCGGGGAUACCGCGCAGCGACAUGAUAGGUGGAUUGUUCGCGGAUGGCGCAGGUACGACAAAAGAAGACGAACGCCAGCAGAGGCUCGCCCAGCUGAAGCACUUGUACCACCGGUUGCAGAUCUCCCCCGUAAAUCAUCAACGCUACCGCCCCAUCUUCUCUCUGCGGUUCGUUUCCGAGGAGAAGAAUCGCGGAAGCGAGAGUAAGAAGAACCACGCCGACGAAGACGGCGGAAAAAGCAGUCGGCGGCAUAUGGCUUCGGAAGAUGCUGAAGACGGGAUGGCCAAUACCUGCCGCGUAAGUGAGACCCCUGCGAGUGCCGAUGUUGCACCAGCCUCCCAGAAAAAUGACGUGGAACCUGGUCCUGCCGAUGAUGAAACUGCCGAGCGGAUCUUAGGUCUCGAGGACGCGGACAUCAGGGAGACGCAGCAAACGCAGGACGAGCCUGCCUACAUUCGCGGAGUUGCCCCAAAUGCUCCCGCGGCUCCUGAUGAGAGUGACCCUUCCAUAAGGGCAAAAAAUUCUGCGGAGGAAACAGGCGCCGCUGGUUGUGAGAACGACCACAGCGAGGAGAUGUUGCCACGCAUGCAGAGAAAGCACCUGCGCGAGCAAAAGGCUCUCGGACGGAAAAGCUGCCCGUGGCUGAAGACCAAGCAGAAGAUCACCCGGGAAACAGAAGGUCCGGAGUUGCAGGACCAGUGCGACGCGAUCCAAGCGGAGUUCGAUGACAACCGUCGCUUCAUUGAAGAACAGCUGGCGAAUGACGACAAAGCAGCCGCAAAACGACGCCACGAGGACGACGAAGAACUGAAGCAAGUGCUGGCUCAGCUUGACACAAUAGCCGAAGAUGUCGAUCUUGUGGCCCACGAGAUCCAAAAUAAAGCUAAUGCCGGUCGUAAUGGCAACGUCGACGUUGUCGUGGGCGAUGGAGCAGCUGGACGAGAAGACAAGCCAGUAGUUGCACUUCAAUCAUCAGCCGCGAAAGAUUUAGAAGCGAAUGUCGACGUCGAAGACGACAAGCAGAAGAUGCACAUGGGCGAGAUGAACCAAAAAGCCUCCAAUUCUGACGAUGCACCACUUGAUCUGGACUCGUUUUUGACUCGAUAUGUCUACAACUCGACGACGAACGCUGCACAUAAUAGCGCACCGGGUCGUACCUCUUGCUCGUCCCAAAUCGCAGGAAAUAACCAGCAGGCCAGAAGUGCCGGCAUUGCCCCCUUGCUGAAACGGAGACGCGUUGUUGUGACAAAAAAGACAAAAGUGGACCGCUCUUCUGCCGAGUUCAAUUCUUUGGAUCUGGUUUCUGCAGAAGUUGAACAGGCGCAUAAUUCUAAGAGCGCAACUGCGAGCCAGAGUACAAUCUCAACCAAAAGGCCUCACUUUCCUCCGUUGACACGGGUCGCAACGUCUACAACCACUGCGCUGUGCCGAAUGACGAAAAGUAAUGGGAGUUGGGCCGGACGCAAGAAACCAAGCGCAGAGCAGUACUUCAACACUGCGAAUGCGAGUGAAGCCAAUUUGCCAUGGCUCUUCGGCGACGACCCGAUGCUAGCUCUGCGCUGGUUCUCUCCGGUCUACCGCAGCGGGGCAGAUGAAGCGUCAGCGGCGAGCGCUUUCGGUGCUGACGGCACGGCAGGAGCCACGAGUUGCGCAAGCGCACUCUUCGGAAACGUAUCGGCAUCUCGUGGGACAGCCGGUCUACUUCAUCCGCCGGCAGCGGGUGGAGCGACCUAUGACGGGGUAAUGCAGCCUGGCUCUCUCACAGCCAUUGGAAGUGCGUUCUUCACUGCUUGCCAGAUGAGCCAAUCCGCAGCCCUCGAACAGGCGAACAACGAGGACAUCACCGCGACUGGUGCGGGUGAUAAUUUUCAUCGCGGUACGUACGACAGGGCGUCUCUCACCCCUGCAGCACUCGACGAGGAUCCUCUGGACCAGGGACGAAAUAUAAACGCUGCCAGCAGCGGAAGCGGUGCAGCAGCUGCCUCCCUGCAGCUGCACAAUUCAUCGGCAAACGGAGGACAUCACAGGAGUGCUGCACUGCCGCGUUUCGGUGCUGGAACUCACACACACGAAGAUGCCGCGUCCGAUCUCACCUUGGAAGCAGGGCGGUACACCGGGAAGCUCGUGGACGUUGUGUGGGACGUCGAUCCGGGCUAUUGCAUGCACCAGUGUUACCAACAGAGGUUUCGAAACCAAUACCCACAGCAGUACGCACGCCUGAGACAGCUCGCCUUCCAAACCCGGGGAAUCCGGUUCUGAAGAUAAAGUCCAACCCCAGCAGGACGACGACGACGACAUCACUGUGGUGCGAUAUGGCAGCUCUUCGUGGAAGAAGAUCCUCCUCGAGUACUUACUAGGGUCCCACGACACGACAUCAAAACUAGGCGAAGUAAAUCUAGAUCCAUUUCUUUUCAACGACGAUGACGACCUUCAUUCCAAAAUUCAAGCUUGUCUAUCAUUCAUAUUCAUUGACGACAAAACAAAACGAAAACCAGAAGAGAUGAAGCAACAUCACGAAUCUUUCCUUAACAUUAACUCCUUCUGUCGGACCGGUCGAAAAUGAAGGAGAAGUCACAGGAAGAAC